Messenger RNA from Cicer arietinum (chickpea), 1684 nucleotides. RefSeq names its product protein RETICULATA-RELATED 1, chloroplastic. The record is from RefSeq and is a predicted model, not a curated record. Gene Ontology annotation, biological process: plant organ development. NCBI's taxonomy places the organism in Eukaryota, Viridiplantae, Streptophyta, Magnoliopsida, Fabales, Fabaceae. Gene Ontology annotation, cellular component: chloroplast inner membrane.
ACACUUUUGGAAGUUCUUGUUGUUUCCUUAAUUAUUUAUUUCGUUCGAAAACUACUUUCACUUUGUCUUUUGCAAACUCCUCGUACUCGUUCUCACAAAACAAACGUUGUGGCGGCACUACAACAACAACAUGCGACUUUCUUCUUCACUCAGUUUCACCAUUGCCAACAACUCAAUCACAUGUACUACAACAACAAACCAACAACCUCAAUCAAACAAUAACAAUACUUUUCCCUCAUUUUCCAUCACUCUCAAUCAUUCCCUUCACAAACCCCACUUGUUCAGAAUCCACUGUAUCAAACCAGACCCAAUUACCCCUUUAGAAUACCCUAAAUCCGAUCACGGUGGAAAUGACGGCGGCGAUUUUAACGGAGGAGACAACGGCGGUGAUGGAAACGGAGAAGAAGGUGACGGGGAAGGAGAUGAAGAGUUUGGACCUUUGUUGAAUUUUGAAGCUGUGAUGAAAGAAGCUGAAGCGCGUGGUGUUACAUUGCCUUCAGAUAUGGAAGAAGCUGCGAGAAUCACUGGCAUUAGAGAAAUGUUUCUUCUUCGUUACUUAGAAUUAUUACAAGGUUCUGCAUGGCCAUUGGCUUUUCUGAUGAAGAAUUGUUCAAUGCUGAGAAAUAGAAUGUUAGCUGACCCUUCUUUUCUCUUUAAAGUUGGAACUGAGAUUGUUAUAGAUUCUUGUUGUGCAACUUUUGCGGAGGUUCGGCAAAGAGGCAAGGAUUUCUGGGCUGAAUUUGAGUUGUAUGCUGCUGAUCUUCUUGUUGGAGUGGUUGUUGACAUUGCUCUAGUGGGUCUGUUGGCACCCUAUGCACGAAUUGGCAAGCCUUCUUUGUCAAAGGGUUUACUUGGACGCAUUCAACAUGUUUGUGCUGCUCUUCCUAGCAGUGUUUUUGAAGCUCAAAGACCAGGAUGCAAAUUCACUGUGAUGCAGCGUGUUGCCACGUUCUUCUACAAGGGUGCAUUGUAUGGAUCUGUUGGAUUUGGAUGUGGGAUUGUUGGUCAAGGAAUUGCAAAUAUGAUUAUGAAUGCCAAGAGGAACAUUAGUAAAUCUGAACAUGACAUACCUGUGCCUCCUCUUCUGCAAAGUGCUGCUCUUUGGGGUUUCUUUCUCGCUGUGUCAUCUAACGCCCGUUAUCAAAUUAUCAAUGCACUGGAAAGCCUUGUUGAAUCAUCUCCGGUGGCUAAGAAGGUCCCACUUGUUGCAAUGGCUUUCACCGUUGGUGUGCGAUUCGGUAACAACAUCUAUGGUGGUAUGCAAUUCGUAGAUUGGGCCAAGUCGAGCGGCAUACAAUGAGUGCCCUCGUCCUAAACUUCCCCCUUGCACCUUUUCGAAAGUUAUAUCGAAAAUUCGUUUAGCUCAUACAUAUCCAAGUGGAUGAUUCUUACUCAACAAGUGAAGCUCCCAUCAUUUUUUUUCAUUUGUUGGGUAGCAACUAUUGGUAUUAAAUUAGAACCAUAGCCUUUCCUAUUCUCAAUGUUAUGUAACUUAGUUAUGUCAAAUGUGUGCAUGAGGAGACUUCGCAUUUUUAUUGGGAUUGGAAUAAGAGAAACGGUUUUGCCACUCUCUUUUGGACAAAGAGUGGUGUGCUCAACAAAAUUUUGUAACACUAUGCUCAAUCAUUUGUUAAUUAGCAAUUACUCUCAUAAAAUGACAUAAUUAUCAAGAGUUUUUUUUCUA